AUGCUCCUCUCCCUGUACCCAGACGUCCUCGCCCGCGUCCGCGCCGAGCACGACGCGCACUUCCCACCGGACCUCUCCGCCACGGCCGAACUCCUCGCCGCGGACCCCACCAAGACGAACGCCAUGUCCUACACGAACGCCGUCCUCAAGGAGACGCUCCGCUUCUUCCCCAUCGGCUUCACCAUCCGCCAGGCGCCCCCCGGGGUCACCCACCUCGACUGGGCCGGCCGCCGCUGGCCCGUCGCCGACCUCAUGGUCGUCCCCUGCGCGCACGCGACGCACAUGGACCCCAAGGUCUGGGGCCCCGACGCCGGCAGCUUCCGGCCGGACCGGUUCCUGGACGACGAGGCCGGCAAAGGGGAAGGGGAGGGCGAGGGCAAGGGAGGCGGGGCCGGUGGGGAGGAGGAAGGGACGCGCCACCGCUUCGCGUGGCGGCCGUUCGAGCGCGGGCCCCGGGCGUGCAUCGCGCAGGACCUGGCCAUGGACGAGCUGCGCAUCAUGCUGGUCCUGACGGCGCGGUGGUUCGACUUCGAGACCGUCGUCGAGGGCACGACGCGGAGGGUGGAGUACAUGGACCUGGAUCAAAAGGUCGGCGACCUGGCGUUCCAGAUGGUCGGGAUGGAGGCCAGGCCGCGGCACGACAUGCGGAUGAAGGUUCGCCUGAGGGAUCAGGUGGCUUGA
Messenger RNA from Colletotrichum higginsianum IMI 349063, 681 nucleotides. RefSeq names its product Cytochrome p450. Lineage: Eukaryota; Fungi; Ascomycota; Sordariomycetes; Glomerellales; Glomerellaceae. The record is from RefSeq and is a predicted model, not a curated record. Bases 1 to 681 code for a protein of 226 amino acids. The transcript has a single exon. Gene Ontology annotation, molecular function: iron ion binding; oxidoreductase activity, acting on paired donors, with incorporation or reduction of molecular oxygen; monooxygenase activity.